UUUUUUGUUCUGGUUUCUUGAGAAAUCAAGUCAUGUCUACUAAUUGAGGAACAAGGAGUGGCUCAAAGUUGUCCGUGUUGUUUGCUAAAGUUCUGCCUUGCUAUAAAGCCCAAAGUAAGGUAACAUCUGCUUAGGAGAAAGUAGAAAAAAAAUGCUGGAAAGAGAAAACCGUAUCGAUGAAGCUUUUUGAGUCCAUGGAACCCAUAUCUCUGUGGUUCAGGUAUGCUGUGUAUGAGAUAAAUCAGCUCCUGGAAAGCAAUUGACUAGAAUGGUGAACUAGGAUUCCGGAAUCACUGGGUGUUGUAUUUUGUUAGAAAUAUCCCAAUGGCAUUGCCUAGCAACAAGGUAGAAUAUAUUUAUGAUGCCAGAAGAAUCCAUAUUGAAACAUCAGGAAGAACUGCAAAUAGUCAAAGGGACCAACCCUUAUAUUUGGGGGCAGCCCUCCUGAAUGCGAGUAAGAUGAAACCAUCUGAUUGCACCAGAAAAUCCAGAAACCAAGCAUCAAAAUGAAGAGGCGGUGGUAAACUGGCUCCUUUAAAACUUGAAGUAUUCAAGCAUUGCUUUGUCUCCUUGCAAGCCAGCUGAUGGCUUCCAGGUCAACAAAUAUGCCAGAAGAAUUCAAUAUAUAUUAUCUUCUCAAGAGUGCCUUUCCCUGGCCGCCUUCAGAAGAGUCUAUGGAUAUAUCCAGAGAUGACACAAACCCACAAUACCAAGGACUUACCGGCCUGCGUAAUUUAGGCAACACAUGUUAUAUGAAUGCUGUAAUCCAGUGCCUUUGCAGUGUAUCCCCGUUGGUGGAAUAUUUCCUCUCUGGAAAAUAUAUAGCCUCGUUAGACAAGGAGAAUGGAGAGAUUGCAACAGCCUUUGCCUACCUGAUGAAUGACAUGUGGCUUGGGGACUUUGACUGUGUCUCUCCAGAGGUUUUUAGAUUGGUCAUUGGUGAACGGUACCCUGCUUUCAUUAAGAAAACUCAACAAGAUGCUCAAGAGUUUCUGAUCUAUGUCUUGAAUGAACUACAUGAAGCUCUCAAAAAGACAAAUAAGAAAAAAAAUCAGGGAAGCUCAUCGACUGCUUGGGAAUCCAGGAGUUGCCUUAGCGAAUGUUCCAUUAUCACCCGACUUUUCGAAGGACAUCUUAGCUAUGAUAUCAUGUGUUUGGAAUGUCAAACCACGACUUACAAAACUGAGAUCUUCACCGUGCUGUCUCUACCGAUACCCUAUGAAUCGGAGUGUUCCCUCGAGGAAUGCCUGGAUUGCUUCUUUCAGCAGGACGUGUUGACCUGGAACAACCAGAUCAACUGCUCCUGCUGUGGGAUCAAAACAGAUGCUGCAGUGAAAGCCAGCAUAGCCAAAGCACCCAAGAUGGUCAUCUUCCACUUAAAGAGAUUUGAUUGUCAAGGCAGUUACAAGAAGAAACUGAAAACGGACAUCUACUAUCCUUUAAAUAACCUGGAUUUGUCUCCUUAUAUAUAUCCACUUUUUCGGAAAAAUCCAAAAUACAACUUAUUUGCUGUAGUGAAUCAUUUUGGAGAUCUGGACGGUGGCCAUUACACGGCCUUCUGCAGACACACUCUUAGCCAAAAUUGGUACAACUUUGACGAUUCCCAGAUCAAAGUGAUCCCAGAAUCCUCUGUGCAAACAUCUGCCGCCUACCUUCUGUUUUAUAGCAGUCAAGCUUUCUCUGCGCCCGUAAAGAACCAAAAUGUCUAGGAGAACCAAGUUGUAGGUUCCAAUGGCCACGUUGAGUUGGCCUAUUCUUUGGUUGUCAUUCCGGAACAACUGCAUUUUUUUCCCCACGUGUCUUUGGAUUGUACUGAUGGAGUGACCUAGAAGCUGGCUCUUCCAAGCCACUUUCUUUCAGUGAAAAGAACGCUACUCAGCGAGCCUUACACAGAAUGUGACACGACACCUGCAGUUAAAUAAACUCUUCUUGGACAGCCAGAGUUGAGUGUUAAUUCUUAUUGCAGAAUCCACCGAAAACUAGAUGCCGCUUCCUGCUGAUUACAUUUCUGAACGGAUUAUACAUUCCCGAGUGAAGCUCAUAAACGUUUACCAGCCUUCUGAUUAAAAAAAAAAAAAGUGUACUAUUUAAUACAUCGCAACCACAUCCUCUCAAAAAGUAUUCCUGGAGUAAAACUUAAGUUGUGAAAUGAUUCCCCUGUUCCAAAAUCCAUGCUUCUUUAAAAGUAUUCCAGCAAUCCUAUUCCAGCAAAAUGAAAUUCCAUGGUGAAAAAAGCAAGGUUCAACAUUUAGGCAAGAAAAACCAAAUGCACAAGUACAGCAUAGG
Crotalus tigris (Tiger rattlesnake) is the source of this 2286-nucleotide messenger RNA. It is a transcript of the gene USP50, whose product is annotated as ubiquitin specific peptidase 50. NCBI's taxonomy places the organism in Eukaryota, Metazoa, Chordata, Lepidosauria, Squamata, Viperidae. Gene Ontology annotation, molecular function: cysteine-type deubiquitinase activity. Gene Ontology annotation, biological process: endosome organization; protein K63-linked deubiquitination; Ras protein signal transduction. The coding region runs from base 585 to 1709 and encodes 374 amino acids. The transcript has 7 exons. Gene Ontology annotation, cellular component: extrinsic component of endosome membrane; extrinsic component of plasma membrane; postsynaptic density. The record is from RefSeq and is a predicted model, not a curated record.